AUGCCACGUAAGCUACGUAAGAAUAUACGUAAGAGGAAGAGAGCAUUGAAACAUCCAAUAGUAAAACUGACACCACAACAACAAUUGCAACAACAAAUAAUGAAUGACCCCACUAUGUUGCAACAAAUGUCAAGCAAUCCUAUGCUUUUAAACCGAGUCAUUGGUGCACAGAGUGGAGGUUUAAGAGCGGCACUUUUAGCGAAAAUGGCAGGCUAUGGUGGAGCUGCAGACGGAACAGCUUAUAACCCUCAAAGUCAAAUGAAUUUGAGUUCACUCAAAAAUCAAAUAACAGAUGUCAAAAAGUCAAACAUAGACAUACAGAAGCAAAUAAGUGAAAACGAAAAGAAACUAGAAUAUGACAGACACACAAAGAAACUCAAUGAGUUAAACGUAGAGAAAAAGAAGAAAGAAGAACAACUGAAAGAACUAAGUACAGAGGAAUAUGCGAAAAAAGUGUCAGAAAAAGCAGCAGAAGUAGCAAAAAUGGAACAAGAUGUCAUAAAUUUGAAAAACCAUACUACUCAAUAUAAAGUACUGAAAGAUGAAGAAAUAAAACAAAAAGCCCUGAAGACAUAUAUGGAUAGCGAUGAGUAUAAAAAAGAAGUUGAAGCAAAUGUAAAGGCAGAAAAACUUUUACAGUUGCAAAACCAAACCGUACAGUAUGAAAACUUAGCACAAGAAAGUAAAAAUAACGACGCAGCCAUGCAAAAGGCAAUGAAAAGCGCAGAAUAUAUAAAAGCUAACAAUGACUGGUUAGAUGCCCAAGCCAACGCUAAAGC
This is a messenger RNA of Trichomonas vaginalis G3, 779 nucleotides long. RefSeq names its product protein of unknown function, DUF4106 family. The transcript has a single exon. The record is from RefSeq and is a predicted model, not a curated record. The annotation marks the transcript as partial. NCBI's taxonomy places the organism in Eukaryota, Parabasalia, Trichomonadida, Trichomonadidae.